Dermacentor silvarum is the source of this 1740-nucleotide messenger RNA. RefSeq names its product origin recognition complex subunit 2-like (gene Orc2). Lineage: Eukaryota; Metazoa; Arthropoda; Arachnida; Ixodida; Ixodidae. The record is from RefSeq and is a predicted model, not a curated record. Gene Ontology annotation, molecular function: DNA replication origin binding. The coding region runs from base 76 to 1587 and encodes 503 amino acids. The transcript has 12 exons. Gene Ontology annotation, cellular component: nucleus; nuclear origin of replication recognition complex. Gene Ontology annotation, biological process: DNA replication.
GCGUGCGACAUCAAUUGCAGAAGCUCCUCUCUGCUCCCGCUCAUCCCAAACAAGCUUACGAAAACGUUAUUGACAAUGUCUGCUACAACUACCGAAGGAGCCGUGAGAGUUCGUUUUGUCGGUGACGAUGAUGUUAUCGAACACAUAUAUAACCUCUCAGAUGCAAGCAAGAGAAAGAAAAAAGUUGCAUCAAAGGGGUCUGUAGCAGAGCCAUCUGUGGCCGAUGAGCCGCCACUGGUUGCUGGCGUGAAACAGGAAGAGACGCCGAUCCCCGCAGGUCUCCACGCCACCAGUGACACAUUAACAGGGCGCCAAGUGUUUAACCUUACGUGCACACCAAAAGCCAAGCAUGUGGUUAAGGCAGCUUCAAAGACGCCAAGCAGAGAGCCAAGGAAGGGCUCGUGCAGUACACCUCGCCAGCCUGUCACCCCUAAGUCGCCUUACUCACUCAGAAGAAAAAUCAAGCAGAAAUUGUCUAAGAUGAAGGAUGAAGAGGAAACGUCUUCUGGUGACUCGGAGAGUGAACGAUCAUCUGAGGACGAUGAGGAUGAAGAAUCUCAAAAGAUUGGCCUUGGCAAAUACAACAGUUAUUUUACAAGUAACUCAAGAUUCAAGACUUCCAACCACACACUAACCAAGCUUGGCAGGCCUGUAAUGGCACCAGAUGAGAUUAACAGCACAUUGGAAAAGGUGAACGACCUCCACGUCAAGCAUCGGGCUAAGCUGCUUGUGAAUUACCACUCUUGCUUUGCACACUGGCUGGCACUCUUAAGGGAGGGCUUCACUAUCCUGCUUCAUGGGCCUGGAUCAAAACUGAAACUUCUACAAAGGUUCAAGGAAGCUGUGCUGACCGACUUUGCAAGCAUCACUGUCAAUGGAUUCAACCCUUCACUAUCCUACACAGAGAUUCUUCAGAGCAUCCUCCAGUGUAUCCCGAGUAGUGAUGGAGCAUCAUUUCUUGGAUCAACAUCGGUGGAUCACAUAGUUGAACAUUUCUCAAAAAAUGAUGCAGACGACCUUUUCAUUCUGGUCAACAACAUUGAUGGUUUGGGCUUGAGGAGCGCAAAAGCUCAAGAAAUACUCUGCACACUCUCAACAGCUUGCCACAUUCACAUAAUUGCUUCACUGGACCACAUCAACGCUGCUUUAUUGUGGAAUCAGGAGACUUCACGGAGGUUCCGUUUCGUAUGGAUUAAUGCCACGACAUUUGAACCUUAUGUACUGGAAUCCAGCUUGGAACCCCUCAAGAGCUCCGCCUCCAACGCACUCAGUUCGCUGAAGCACGUCUUCUGCAGUUUGACUCCAAAUGCGCGCAAGAUAUUCCUCCUCAUUGCACGACAUCAGCUUGACAACGCAGAGUCACCAUUUUUCGCAGGAAUGUCUUUUCAUGACUGCUACCACCGUUGCCGGGAGGCUUUCCUCGUCAACAGUGACCUCACACUUCGAGCACAGCUGAGGGAGUUCCUCGACCACAUGUUGUUGAAAAUCAAGAAGGGCCACGAUGGCACAGAGAACUUGCUGAUCCCCAUCGAGGCUGGAGCCCUGACACUAUUUCUCGACCAGCAAGAAGAAGACGGCACCUUCUAAGUGGAGGCCCCGGAGAGCACAUCUGGAGCCCAUUUUCGUGUGUUGCUGCCGCAACCCUUACGUAUUGUACAUACAAGUUUUGUAAGUUAAGUUCUUGAUAAUGCUGCGUUUUACUGUUUUUACAUCGAAGGCCAAUAAACCCUAUUUUUAUUA